UUGUGUGAAGAGCUCCUCGGAUCACCACACAAGUCCAUAAGCAAGGACACAGUCACCGUUCUACGACCCGGUUCGUAGCUAUAGCCGCUUUGAAGAUAAAAAGCACCAGGAGACAAAAUGGCAUCGGACUCUCCCCGCCGACCUAGUCGCUGUGCUGGAGGGGUUCUGGUGCGAGCACAAGCUGCUAUGGAACAGUCUUACAUGGACAGUGUGGUGACCUUCCUGCAGGAUGUGGUCCCCCAGGCAUACACUGGUGCUCCGCCCACUGAUGAAAAAGAGAAGAUCAUUUGGGUUCGAUUUGAGAAAGCUGACAUCAAUGACACAUCCCGCAAUCCAGAGUUUAUGGAGAUGCACAGCGGUACUACUGACCCUCCUCUUUGUCUCAUGAUUGGCUACACUGACGGGAUGCAGAUCUGGAGCGUAUCUUUGGCAGGGGAAGCCCAAGAGCUGUUCUCAGUUCGCCAUGGUCCUGUGCGGGCUGCUCGCAUUCUGCCAGCUCCUCAUAUCAGUCAUCUGAAGACGGACAGUUUUUCUGACAAGAGGCCUUUGCUGGGGGUGUGCAAGAGCACAGGGUCUUCUGGGACAAGCCCUCCCUACUGUUGCACUGACCUGUAUUCUCUACGGACAGGGGAAAUGGUCAAAUCAAUUCAGUUCAAGACGCCCAUCUAUGAUCUCCACUGCAACAAACAUAUUCUUGUUGUGAGCCUUCAAGAGAAGAUUGCAGCAUUUGACAGCUGCACCUUUACUAAGAAGUUCUUUGUCACAAGCUGCUAUCCCUGCCCCGGCCCUAGCCUAAAUCCGAUAGCUCUGGGAACCCGCUGGCUAGCCUACGCUGAGAACAAGUUGAUCCGAUGUCACCAGUCUCGCGGAGGAGCUUGUGGUGACAAUGCACAGUCCUAUACAGCUACAGUGAUCAAUGCUGCCAAAACUUUAAAGACAGGCCUGACAAUGGUGGGUAAAGUUGUCACCCAGUUGGCCGGCACACUACCAGCAGGCACUCCGGAAGAGGAGGGCACAACUCACAGUGCAAGUCGCCGCAGCCCCCACAACCCCGGCGUGGUAACCAUCAUUGACACACACAGUGUUGGCGAAGGACAGGUCUUGGUGAGUGAGGACUCGGACGGAGAAGGAGUGGUGGCUCACUUCCCAGCUCAUGACAAACCCAUAUCCUGUAUGCAAUUCAACCCCAGUGGAAUGCUGCUGGUGACUGCUGACACUCAGGGCCACGAUUUUCACGUCUUCCAGAUUCUCACCCACCCAUGGGCGUCUUCACAGAGCGCCGUUCACCAUCUCUACACCCUGCAUCGUGGGGAGACUGAAGCCAAGGUCCAGGACAUGUGUUUCAGCCAGGACAGUCGCUGGGUAGCCAUCAGCACCCUCCGUGGCACCACCCACGUAUUUCCUGUCAACCCUUACGGCGGAGCACCCUGUGCCCGCACACACAUGUCCCCACGCGUGGUCAACCGGAUGUCUCGCUUCCAAAAGAGCGCUGGCCUGGAGGAAAUCGAACAGGAGCUUAACCGGGUGGCUGCAUUAGGAGGAGGAGCGGGAGCAGGAGGCAUAGGAGGAGGCGGCUGCAUCCUGGGUGGAGGAGGAGGCAUCGGGGGCCGCUGUAGCCCCAUACCAGGCCUGUCCAGCAGCCCGUCGGGGUCUCCACUCCACGCCAAGCUGAGUAGCCAGGAUUCAUACAACAACUACACCAAUAACAACAUGGGGAACCCGCGACUGUCCCCGCUGCCCAGCCUCACUGUGGUGCUGCCUCUGGCUCAGAUCAAACAGCCCAUGACCCUGGGCACCAUCACCAAACGCUCCGGACCCUACCUCUUUGGGGCGGGAUGUUUUGCCAUUAAAACUCCAUGCAAAGCUAAGCCGCCCCCUCAGAUCUCCCCAAGCAAGUCCAGUGGAGGAGAGUUCUGUGUGGCCGCCAUCUUUGCCUCCUCUCGCUCCUGGUUCAUUACCAACCCUACCAUGAAAAGAGAGAAAGAUCAGGCCAGGCAGUCGGUUGUCGACUCACUGUACAUCCUCAGUUGCUAUGGUAACUUAGUGGAACAUGUCCUGGAGCCUAGGCCAAUUAGCACUGCUCAAAAAACUAGUGAUGACACACCUCUGGAGCUCAGCACCUGUCCAAGGGCCUGCUGGACUCUAGCCAGGACUCCACAAUGGAAUGAGCUGCAGCCACCCUUCAACUCAAACCACCCCUUGGUGUUGGCCUCAGACCUGGUGCAGUACUAUCAGUAUCUUCUGGCUGCGAUGCCCCCAGGAUGUCCAGGUCCGAUCACCCGUCAUGAGUCGUCAGACAGCCUGGCGUCGGACCACAGUGGUCAGGAGGAUGAGGAGUGGCUCUCUCAGGUGGAAAUUGUGACCCAUACAGGGCCUCAUCGGCGGCUGUGGAUGGGCCCCCAGUUCCAGUUCAAGACCCUUCACCCUUCAGGACAGACCACAGUCAUCUCCUCGUCCUCCUCAGUCCUUCAGUCCCAGGGCCCCACUGAUGUCCAACAGCCCCUGUUGGACUUUGACACAGACGACCUGGACCUACACAGCCUGAGGAUCCAGCCGGUACGUUCAGAGCCAGUCAGCAUGCCUGGCUCAUCACGGCUGGUGGCUGAUCGUAGAGGGCAGUCCAACAUCAUUGACACAGGAUCAGGUCCUUUUGACGGACGCGGUGUGACCUUGCUGGAGGUAUGUGGUAGCUGGCCGGAGAGCUUCGGCAUACCGCGGCACAACGUUGGCUCGGCAGACGCAAGUGACGAAGGCCUCCGAGAGAGACUGGCAGAUGCCAUGUCUGAGUCCCCCUCCAGGGAUAUAGUAGGAUCUGCUACAGAGCUGCAAAGGGAGGGCAGCAUCGAGACCCUCAGUAACAGCUCGGGCUCAACCAGCGGCAGCAUCCCACGCAACUUCGAGGGCUACCGCUCCCCCCUUCCCACCAACGAGAGCCAGCCGCUGAGCCUCUUCCCAACCAACUUCCCCUAGACACCCACCUCUUCUCCAAGAAGUACCACCACAUAAGUCUGAUCCCAGCUACAUACAGUAUUAGUGUUUUAUUUCUUUCAUGAACGGCCAAUGCUUCUGUAGUUUGUACAAAUUUCCGAUAAUUAUAAAUUGAAAAUUUUAUGAAACUAUUUAGUAUUCAAAUUUUAUUAAUAUCUGGGUGAAAAUAGUGAGAAAAAUGUGUUGUAGACUCUUGAAAGCUAAUUUAUUUUAAGCUUAACAGCUAUUUAAAGUUCUGCCGAGCAAUUAACCAAAUCUAAUGUGCAGAUAAAAUGCAGUUUCAUCACAGAGUAUUUUGAUAAAGCGGUCAGGGAGGAACUUCCUUUAUUUUUAAUAUCAGAUUUUUAAUAAAAGGCCAGAAUCAGCCCAGCUCAUCUAUCGUACUCUGCUUGUAACCUUGCUGCUUUGUUAAAUCAGAAGCUGUCUGACACAGACGUUGUUGGAGACCAGUGGUCCUCUCCUCUCUGCAGCUGAUGUUUCCUCAGCCCGGGACACCAUCAUUCUUUGUGUGUAUUGGAAGUUUUACGGUGUGCCUAUUGUCUGAAUGAGCCAUGAGAGUGUGAGCGCCGACAAAAGAAACAUGAUUAUUCCAGUCAGUGACGUGUAGCAGCUCCUUUUCCCUCCGUGUGUGUGCUGCUGCUCUCAUGGCCUCUCCCUAAAUGUUUGUUGAUAAAAUGUUUCCCUCUCAUGUCUUUGAUUAUUAUAUAAUUACAUUUGAAAAGAGAUGCAGUAAUGAGAUGACACUAUUACUAAGUUGCUGAAGCCACUUAGAUGUUGACCAUGUAAUUGAGACAUUUCUGACAUCAUUUAGAUAUAUUUUCCAACUUGGCCUUUCCAGAUAGUCAAUUUUAAUUGAGCGGAGUAAUAGAGGUCGUCAUGCUCUAUUCUGUACAUUAGCAAGUUUGACCAAAUUCUUUUUCUCGUCUCUAGUUAUAGAUAUCUAAAUAAAUGCAUUUACCUUAAAUGUACUAGUUUUGUCUGAAGCAAAGAAGAUUGAAAUUCCUUUAUUCAACACACUUUGCCUGUUAGUUUGUCCUAAGCAGAAUGUUUGUAUGGUGAAAAUUGAAAUGCACUAUUUACAGAGACACAUUAGAAACCAUUUUAAAUGAUAAUAGUAAUGUACAAUCCCACAUGUCUGCGUGUUGUUGGACUGGCUGCAUGCCAUGUUGGCCCAUUGUUGCUCUUUCAGUGAAUGAGGGCAUGCAUCUACGUGUUUUAAUUCAGAGCAAAUGCUUGUUGUUGACAGUACGAAUUGAUUUGUGAAAUACUUACUUGACUUUUCCCAGCAGUCAUGCAAGAAAAUAAAAACACAAUAAAACA
Messenger RNA from Anoplopoma fimbria (sablefish), 4308 nucleotides. It is a transcript of the gene bcas3, whose product is annotated as BCAS3 microtubule associated cell migration factor. Gene Ontology annotation, biological process: autophagy; response to starvation. Gene Ontology annotation, molecular function: protein binding. NCBI's taxonomy places the organism in Eukaryota, Metazoa, Chordata, Actinopteri, Perciformes, Anoplopomatidae. Bases 118 to 2970 code for a protein of 950 amino acids. The transcript has 25 exons. The record is from RefSeq and is a predicted model, not a curated record. Gene Ontology annotation, cellular component: cytoplasm.